AUGGUGGUAUUCAGAUGGUCAGCGACGCCAAUAAAGAUGGGCGGUUCACAAGAGUCAUGGUCCACACCACCACAUCAUCAUCGCAGUAGUCUCAAUUCGAAUUAUAGAGACAGUCCAGUAAACUCUCGCAACACAUCUGCUCGAUCCAGAUUGAGCGUUUCCUCAGCUCAAAGUCCCCAUUGCUUCCUCCCAACCACCCGUGACUCUUCACCUAGAUCUGUAAGUAGCAUUUUAAAAGUAGCAUUUCAAAUCUCAAAUUCCAAUCAUGUUUUCUUCCAGAUUCCUAGUCCAUCACUUGUUCCAAUGAGACCUGAUAGCUCCCCUGACAUCACACUCAACGAACUUCACCACUCGCCAUUCAGUCAUACCGGGUCUACACCAGAACCAACUGAAAUAAUUUCAAAACCAAAUUCCAAGGUCCCAUCACGACGAGCUUCUUACACCACCGGUGAGCAUCAAAUUUUAGAAAAAAGUUCGCUGCGAGCAGGGUUCGAACCUACGCGGGCAAUGCCCAUUGGAUUUCAAGUCCAACUCCUUAACCACUCGGACAUCGCAGCCCGUUACCCAAAUCAUGAAAAUUUUGCCCCUAUUCGAUGGGUGAAAGAGACAGAUAUCGAUGACCCGCACUCUAUUCCCACAAUGAGUCCAAUUGGGUCAUCUGGAUCUUCAGAAGCGAAUGUAGGCGUGCUGGCUAUGAGAAGUGCUCCAAUGUCCAAAAUGCCAAGUGUGGAGAAGCUAGAUAAUCGAAAUGUAAGUUCUAGAAAAAAAAACUCAAUUCGUGGAUACAACAAUCGCAGUUGCCGUAGAACAGUACUAUCCGGUCUCGAUCGAAACGCCAAUCACUCGCCAAACGGUAUCUACGUGCGCCGGAGUCGGUCAAAAGACGACCGUCCAUCGUUAAGCUACAUGUCAUUCAACGGAAUGGAUCAACAAAAUGUAUCCCCACCACGGACAGCACCCAUUCCAAUCUUCAUGUCACAAGAGUCAGUAUCCAUGCAGAGUCCAAUGAAUUCUCCUGUCAACCAUUCAAUGACACUUGUAAACAACAGUAGAAAUGAAAGAACACAAAGUACUCAUAAUCUUUCUGGAGAAGAGCUUUACAAGAGGUUCCAACAGAUCUCCCUAUCCCAUGUCCAAACAUUGAACAUUGUGGCUGACAAGCUAGCAGAAGAAGCUCGACGAGGGGAUGAACCAGUGUCAAGGAAUCGGCUAACACAGUUAGACUUCACUUCUUUUAUAAUUACUUCCCCACAUCCAAUCCUUACUAAAGGAAAGUCACUGUUUUAUAAUGCAGUGUUACCUCGGCAGAAUCUUCCAGACUAUCCAGUCACUCUCAUGAUAUUUUUCCAGAUUGCUCCAUGCUCUCAAUAUGCGCCACUUAUGAGAAAAACAGAAUCCAAUCAUUUUGGUCUUCCUGGAUUCUUGGAGAUCGAAGACCAUGACGGUGCCAUCAGACAAUUUUUAUAUGACACUGGAACCCAAAAUCUAGAUGGACGAAACACAAAAGUGAUUGCAAUGCCUCGGCUCAAUCUAUGCUCAUUCCACAGUUUGGCUGCUCAUCAAUUGAAUCAGAGAAUGGAUCAAACCAAUCACGAAGAGCUCGUCAGUUUUAUCCUUCUUCAAGUUCUACAAGCGCUCAAAAUGUUGCAAGGAGAGGGAGUCGAAUCGUUGAGCACGAAUUUCAAAGAGUUCCUCCUGGCAUACCGCUAUCCAAAUGUGAACUCUUCUUACAAUGAGUUCCCAAGAUUAUUAUUCCUUCCGGUUAGUCGUUUUUCUAUUUUUGUGGUUCCAAUGAUUGUGUUCCAGGAAACUCUUGGAGCUGAAAUCGAAAGCGGAGGUGAUGAGCUAGUAGGCCUCUGCCGGUAUGCUCUCCGAGCUCUGUGCACUUUGCUCCAUCACAAAAUGGACGGAAAAGCACCAGCUAUCAAAUUAAGAUCUCGAUUCUCUCGUGCUCUUUCUGCAUGCGCUGUUUUACUUCAAGAAGACAAAUCGAACAGUUUGACUAAAGCAAAAAAUGUCAUGGAAUUGGCGCUUUGGUCUGGUGGUGAGCAUUUCAAAAACGAACAAGAUGCGAGAAUAUGGAUUGAUACCGCCAGAGCAGACUGUGUGGAUACUUUGGUAAGUUUCCCUCCUCUUCUUGAGACUUCUCGAAUUCCCUAUUUUCAGCUCCGUCAAAUGAUACGUGAACCAAAUCGUCAGUUGGGUGCUCGAGAACGAUUCCGUGUCGAAUUCUUGCUCAGCUCAACACCUCGGUCGAUUAUGGAAUCUCAAAAAGCAACAAUGGCUGCAAAUGUGAACUAA
This is a messenger RNA of Caenorhabditis briggsae, 2301 nucleotides long. NCBI's taxonomy places the organism in Eukaryota, Metazoa, Nematoda, Chromadorea, Rhabditida, Rhabditidae. The record is from RefSeq and is a predicted model, not a curated record. Bases 1 to 2301 code for a protein of 766 amino acids. The transcript is spliced from 7 exons.